AUGCGUAGCUUGAAGAAACCGAUCAAGCGAGGUGUCAAAGUUCUCCGCCGAGAGCUCAAAGAAGCAUACAACACCAUCCAUCAUUCCUACACCACGAAAAAACUCCAAUUCAAAGAACACUAUGCGAACUUGCAAUACAAACUGGACUUAUUCAAAGAGCAAAUUGAUGAAACCUGGGAGAAGACCAAACUGCAAAUCAUGGGUCCCACACAAAGAGCAGGUCACCCACUCCCAGAGCUAAUAGACUGGAAAACCUACCAAAAGAACCCCAACGCCAGAUUCGACGGCUGGAUGAUUUGCCACCGGUGUAGAGCACAUACCUCCAUAGUCUACCUUAAAGGCCCAUACCCUUUCAACCGUCUGCGUUGCAUGGAUCCCAACUGCGACACACCCAUCACCAGACGGCAUACAGUCACCGAAAUCUUGGAGCCGUUCGACUACAACCCCACGCACAUCUACAGGAUCCCAGACAUACCGCAACCACUCGUUCAAACAGAGCAGAUCCCAUUCUGCAUCGUGUGUUCACGAUGCGGUCUCGCGCACCGAGCUCGGAAAGUACCUGCUCCACCGGAUCAGCGGGAGCGACGGAGGAUGGUCGCGCCCGGUAUGAAACCGACGUGGAUUAGCUUUCAGCAUGUUGAAAGGUGUGCGGAUUAUUUAUGUGGGAAUGCUAGGUUUGUGGUCGGCGCGCCGGUGUGGUUGGGGUUUGUUAUUCGGUUUGAUCAUCUUUAUAAUUUGGUGCAUCUGGGGCAUGGGCAGUACUUUGGGAUUUUGUAG
Messenger RNA from Periconia digitata, 777 nucleotides. NCBI's taxonomy places the organism in Eukaryota, Fungi, Ascomycota, Dothideomycetes, Pleosporales, Periconiaceae. The record is from the annotation of a GenBank genome assembly.